Impatiens glandulifera is the source of this 1700-nucleotide messenger RNA. RefSeq names its product ninja-family protein mc410. The transcript has 3 exons. The coding region runs from base 275 to 1501 and encodes 408 amino acids. Gene Ontology annotation, cellular component: nucleus. The record is from RefSeq and is a predicted model, not a curated record. Gene Ontology annotation, biological process: negative regulation of DNA-templated transcription; jasmonic acid mediated signaling pathway. Lineage: Eukaryota; Viridiplantae; Streptophyta; Magnoliopsida; Ericales; Balsaminaceae.
AACGAAAUGGAUGGGAAAUUCUAAUACAAGGCGAGGGAGACUUGUACACGUUUCCAGACUCCGACCUCUACACCCGUCCUUCUCUCUCUCUCUAGACUACUCUCCAUCUAGGGUUUCGAAGUCACAAGGAAACCCUAACAAGCAGAGAUAUCUCUAUGUUUGUACCAUUUUGCAAAGUAAUUGCAUUAAAUUUUCAAGAGAUGCGUGAUUUUUUAUAUGAUGGAAGUUGAUAGAUAAGAAAAUUGAGGCAUUAUCCAAAUAUAAACUAUCAUUAAUGGAUGAUGAAAAGGGCCUCGAACUCAGCUUGGGUAUGCCUGGAUGUAGAUCGACUUCCAAAUCAAGAGACACAAUUGAUAUCCCUUCCGAUACUAGGAUAGAAGAAGGUGAUAGAACCAGCAAAUUGAUUGACGACUUCAAAGAAUUUCUCGAUGGUGGUCCACGUAAGCAUGAGGGUCCUAGUGAUUGUGCUGCUGAGGCUGAAGGAAGAUUACCCGAGGGUAGUACUAACAAUAAACGUAAAGGGUUGUUUCUGGACAUUCAUAAUCGAAAGAAGCAUGAAAUAGAAGUUCCUUCUCCUAUUCCUGCGGCUAGUUCACAGGAAAAGGGACGGCCAUCUCAUGUUUCCAUAAACACAGAUGAUGAUUCGACUGCUGACAAUGAGGAUGUGGCAGAUUCCGAACUCGAAGUUGUAGGUUCUACCUCAAGGCUCGUUAAACAGUACGCAGGGGGUGGUUCUAGUUCUGCUCCUAUAGAUUCCACUUCCAUGGACUAUCUAGGACAAAAGAAGUUCGCACAUUCGACUGAGAAAGAGUAUAAGGUUGGGAAUAUGCUUUAUAGUAUCUCAUUCCCAUCUCAACCAGUAAGCGUUGCAAAUAUGACUAACUUGUUAAUGCAAGUUAAGGACUCAAAUACUGUUGUUGGAGGACCAUCAUUACACAAUCUAGGGAAAAUGGCUGGUCUAAAUGGAGAGCAGAAUCCUGUGAUGUUUGGUUAUUCUCCUGUCCAGCUUCCUGUCUUGGAUAGCUCAACUGGGAUCCUUUCUAACUUCCAGCAGAUUCAUCCAUCAAGUAGGGGUGGUCCAUCAAAUGCAGAACAAAGAAUAUCCGAUGCUUUCGCAAACGGAGAGACACCAUUAGACCGACCGAAAGUUGACGAAGCAGGCUCAUCUCGCAUAGAAGAAGACCACACAAACGGUAAAUCAGAAAAGAGUACACCCAAUGAAGGGUUAUUCUCUUCCGAAAUCUUCCCUUCUAUCAGGCCAGGAAUUGCAGCAGAUUUGAAAUUUGGAGGAAACGGGUCUUACCCGAAUUUACCAUGGGUUUCGACAAAAGGGUCAGGGCCCAACGGGCAGACCAUAUCGGGUGUCACUUACAGGUACAGUGCAACCCAUAUCAAGAUCGUUUGCGCUUGUCAUGGAUUGCAUUUAUCGCCCGAAGAGUUCAUUAGGCAUGCUGGCGAAGAAGAAACAAAUCUUGAUUCAGGUACCCGUAUUGAUUCUUAAAUCUAAAUGUUUUUAUUUUAUUUUUAUAUCUGAAUUAUAAAAUGUUUUUCUUAUGGUACAAUUUGUAUAUGUAUUCUGGCUGGCUGGGAUUUUUUUCUUAAACUUUGUUGCUUUUUUUCUAGUGUUAAAGAGCACGCAUGAGGAAAAGAUAAAUUUUCUCCAUUGAGUUGAUGUUUAAAUGCUCUUGUUUUAGUGUUAA